This is a messenger RNA of Argentina anserina (silverweed cinquefoil), 2172 nucleotides long. Its product is annotated as GDP-L-galactose phosphorylase 2-like. Gene Ontology annotation, biological process: glucose metabolic process. Gene Ontology annotation, molecular function: GDP-D-glucose phosphorylase activity. Gene Ontology annotation, cellular component: cytoplasm. Bases 574 to 1914 code for a protein of 446 amino acids. NCBI's taxonomy places the organism in Eukaryota, Viridiplantae, Streptophyta, Magnoliopsida, Rosales, Rosaceae. The transcript is spliced from 7 exons. The record is from RefSeq and is a predicted model, not a curated record.
UCCGUCUUCUAAUUCACCACCACAUAACCCACAACCCACUUUCCCAUUCCUCUCUUCUCUUCUCUCUCUGUCGAUCCGAAUAUUCUUAGUUCUUAUUGAGGGAGCGGAAGAUUGUUCUAAAUUUGUUGUGUAUAUCCGGUUUGGGGUAAAACCCGGGUCGACGAGUUGUAGACAUCACGGCUAUACACAGAGGUUCACGGCCACUCAUUCAUGUCCGGACUGUCCGACGUAAGGGUUGCGUAAUUGAGACCAACCCUUCGCCGCACGGCGGGCGUGGUGCUUUGCCGUCUGAAGGAGGAAGUCCUUCCGACCUUCUUUUCCUCGCCGGCGGUGGUCUUAACGCUUCCCACUUGCUUUUGUUUUUCUAGCUUUUUUUUCCUUCUUGUUUUGUCUUGUUGUUGUCUCUAGAUUCGGGUUUUUGAGUUCGGGGAGAUUAUUAUUGUUGUUGUUGUUGUUGUUGUUGUUGUGUUGAAGAUUGUAAGCAAAGUAGAUCCUGGUGUUGCUGUCGUUGGUGUGGUUUUUGGGUUUUUGUUUUGAGAGAGAGAGAGAGGUAAUUAGAAGAGAGAAAUAAAGAUGAUGCUGAAGAUCAAGAGGGUUCCUACUGUGGUUUCAAAUUACCAGAAGGAUGAGGCCGAUGAGGGCCGCCGUGCUGGGGGAUGUGGCCGCAACUGCCUUAACAAAUGCUGCAUUCCAGGAGCGAAACUUCCCUUGUAUGCUUUCAAGAAGCAAAACAACUCACCUGGUGAUAAGGAGUUUUCCGGACAUGAGAAGCAAGAGGCUCCGGUCGCUUUUCUUGACUCGUUGGUUCUUGGAGAGUGGGAGGAUCGCAUGCAGAAAGGGCUAUUUCGAUAUGAUGUCACUGCCUGCGAAACUAAGGUGAUCCCAGGCAAGUUUGGCUUCAUCGCCCAGCUCAAUGAGGGGCGCCACCUUAAGAAGCGACCAACUGAGUUUCGUGUUGACAAGGUUCUUCAACCCUUUGAUGGUAGCAAGUUCAACUUCACUAAAGUUGGCCAAGAGGAGGUUCUGUUCCAGUUUGAAGCGAGUGAAGAUGGUGAAGUUCAGUUUCACCCUAAUGCACCUAUUGAUGUGGACAACUCUCCUAGCGUUGUUGCCAUCAAUGUCAGUCCAAUUGAAUAUGGGCAUGUGCUGUUGAUUCCUCGUAUUCUUGAGUCUUUGCCUCAAAGGAUUGAUCGUGAAAGCUUCUUGCUUGCACUUCACAUGGCGGUUGAAGCAGGGAAUCCAUACUUCCGAUUGGGUUACAACAGCUUGGGUGCAUUUGCUACCAUCAAUCACCUUCACUUCCAGGCUUACUACUUGGCUGUGACCUUUCCCAUUGAAAAGGCGCCUACUAAGAAGAUAACCAGUUUGGAUGUUGGAGUUAAGAUCUCUGAGCUUCUGAACUAUCCUGUCAGGGGUCUUGUUUUUGAGGGUGGAAAUACUCUGGAAGAUUUGUCAAACUCUGUCUCUGAUGCCUGCAUUUGCCUUCAAGAGAACAACAUUCCUUACAAUGUCCUCAUAUCUGACUGUGGAAAGCGGAUCUUUCUAUUGCCACAGUGUUAUGCUGAGAAACAAGCCCUUGGGGAAGUUAGAGCAGAGCUUCUGGAUACUCAGGUUAAUCCAGCUGUGUGGGAAAUCAGUGGACAUAUGGUCUUAAAGAGGAAGAAGGACUAUGAUGAGGCAUCUGAUGAAAAUGCUUGGAAGCUCCUUGCUGAGGUCUCUCUUUCUGAGGAGAGGUUCCAGGAGGUGAAUGCUCUUAUAUUUGAAGCCAUUGCCUGUGGUUUGGAUGAUGGCAAUGCAAAUUUACUAGAGGAUCCAGAUGUCAAGCCUCGCUCUCAUGAAGAACUCAAUGCCAUCAACAAAAGCUCCCGUCAUGCUAUGGUGUCCGGGACACAGGAAUGCAUUGUUCUGCAGUAAUGAGCAGAUUAGCGCUUCUGUACCUGUGAUUCUAGUAUUGCAGUUUGCCAUUUGGGUUUAUGUCUGUACCUUAAUGGAUGCUAGCCGAUGCCUAAAUAAGCAAAACUGGGUUUGCAUAGUCAGCUCUACUUUUGCAGUGUGUAUGUUCUGCAUAAUGACUUCAAUCUAUUUGCUUAGGGUGCUUUGAUGGUACUUUGUAAAAUACUUCUCUGUAGAGAUUGCUAUUAUGGAUGAUCAAUAAAUGUUAUGUUUAUUCUA